CAAACCCAAACGGGCAAACCCCAAUCCCUAGCCAUGGAGGCGCAGCCGGCGGCGGCGAACCCCACGCCCACCCCGCGCCGCCUCACGGUCGCCGACCUCCUCCGCCUCCGUCGCCCAACCACUGGCGCCUCAUCCCUCCAUUCUCGUUCCGCACCCGCCUCCACCUCCCCGCCGCGCAAAAAGCCGAAGCUCGCCGCCGCCUCCCCGAACCCUGCCUCGAGCACCGGCACGGUCCCUUUCGCGCCGAUCUCCCACCCCGUCCUCCUCGCCGGCACGCUCUCCCUCCCUUCCGCGGCCUCCCCCACCGCCUGCCGCAACAACUGCUUCUCCUUCUCCGACCCCUCCUCCUCCCCUGGGGCUUCCUCCGUCUGCUGCUGCCUCCUCGACUUUGACCCCGCCGCGCUCGGCCACGAGAUCCGGGUCCUCGCGUGGAACUACCUCCCCUCCGUCCGCCUCCACGGCGCCGCCGGCGUGCUCGAGGUGGUCCGCUGGUGCCUCGUGGAUGAGCCCGUGCCAGCCCCGAAAUCUAGCUUCCUGACGACGAUUCCACUCAAUUGCACCGCUAAAGAGCCGGACUUGGCCACCCGCGGUUGCGUGUUUGGGGUGGUGAGGUCGGUGAGCGUGGUGUUCAGUAUGCCGCGCGCGACGCAGAGCAAGGCGGCCGAUGGGGGCGGCAGUUCAGUCGGGUUUCUAGCGGAGAUUUUGUGCUGCGGGUGUCGCCGGUGCAGGGUAUCCCCGCCGGAAGCUGACCAGGAUCAUAAGUUUGAGGUGGUGAAAUUUCUUUACUUUGUGGAGUCGACAAGUACGUGGCGACCUGUGUUGGUGCGCCUUGUAGGGAGGCUGGUGCAUGUCUCGGGGUUGAAGAAAAAAAUGGUUUCUGUUGGGGAGAAAGGCUCACACACCAUGUUGGUGUCAUCUGAAAAAACAGUGCUGGCAUGGUGCCCAUCCUACAGGGGAAAUCUGCCAUUGGAUGGCUUGCCAGAGAAUUGCGGUGGAGUGUACGCUGGGGUCAUCACUGGAAUUUACAUGCAGGGCGUGGUGGUUGAGCUGGAUGACACCGUGUGGCUGCUGAUUGAUGAUCAGCACCUUCCACCACCACAUUCUUUUCGAGUUGGUGUUGUUGUCUCUGUAAAGAACUUUCGAGCAAUGCAUCUAAAAUUUGCUUGGACGGGGAUUGUUCUGCUUGCAACGUGCAGUAAAACUUGCGUUACUGUAAAUUCUUUCUCCCUAGUGGACUCCAAAAGUCAUAUGAAGCCAGAGAGCAAGAGUUUCUUGGGAAAGUUUGUUGACUCCUUGGAGAUGCCUUCUAGAUUUUGGAUGUUACUUCUGAUAUCAUGCUUUAAACAGAAGUUCACAAAAUUAUUCUCUGAUAAAGAGAUUUUGGGCUCACAAAAUAAGCAAGGAGUGGUUCACGCUUAUGCUACUAAAAUUCUUUCUUCAAAGUGCCAACCUCAGCAAAGUUUAAUAAUGAAAUUCUGCAGUCAUAAUUGUGGCAGGUCUAGCCUUGGAUCAAACUUGGAAGCUUGCAAAUUGGCCAUACCAUUCUCUAAUUUUAUCUGCAAGGGUGAAUUACUGUGGAUAUCACUUAUGCUCAAAUUUUGGAAUGGUUCUGAAGAAGUGGGCAAGAACCAGGGACAUAACCAAUUCCUCUGUGAUGGGUUGUCCUAUCCUGGCAGUACCAAAAGAAUAAUUUUGAGUGAAGAUCUGGAUUUUGUAUUGGUGGGAAGCAUCAAGGCUUCUCCACUGUCAGGGAGGCUGCAGUUGGUCGAUUCGACUGGAUGUAUAGAUGUUAUUAUACCUGAUCUUCCGCAGAAUGAAAGUUUGUAUGGCAUCUAUGAGAUCAAUGAUUACAAACUAGCCCUUGAAGGUCCAGUGGCUUACCUAGAUCAUUAUGGUGUUGCUGAUCCCCUGUCCUGUAAGGCUGUGUUUCAGCAGCUCUCUUACAGAAAAAGAGUGCAUCACCUCAAUAUCUAUGUUAUAGUCUGCUGGAGGGAAUUGAAUCAGAUUGCCCCUUCCUUGCAUAUUCCUUUGCACAUUAAUCAUAGUUUGAGGUCAUUUCACAUGCUGAAGUUGUCGCACAUAUUUCCUGCAAAUAAUAAUAUUCAACGCCAUAGCAUGUCAGGGCCUAGUCUGUAUGCUGAGGCUGUAAUACUGCCAUAUGAUUUGCAGUUUAUUGGGCAAGGUGAAUGCAUUGAGCAUGCUCAAUGCUUUAGAAUGUCACACACUCAUUUAUUAGGUAAUUCUGAAGCCUCUAUGGCAAAAUUGUGUAACAUUCCGUGUUUGCUAAGCUUCGGGAGCACCAAUCUUUGUGGUACUCUGGUGUCUAGCUAUUCCUGUGGAUCAGAUGGUACUAUUCUAAAUGAACCUAUUGGAUCCGGAAGAGAACACACAUCAAGGAUUUUAUUGGAGUUCAAGGAGGGAAGUUUUAUAAAAUAUCAGUUACUGCGGAUCGGUGGUUACUAUCUUCUCCAAUGUCCCAGUGGAAAUCAAUCUUUUACCAUGGAAGGUUGUGGAUGUUUAGAAGGUGGUAAAGUCUCACUAGAUUCUCAGGAUAAACUUUGGAGCCUUGCCAUUACCUUUGAUGGUAAUAUUAGCAUCAAGGGGACCACUGGGGAUCAAUCUAUUGAAGUUACUUCAAUGAAGAUGGAUGAGCCUUUUUCCAGAAACACCAUCCAUGAUGAGCUAAAAUUAGUACAGCCUUGGAAUGACUUCUGCCACCAUUCUUAUUUCCGUUUGGAUUUUUCUUGUGAGGCAAUAAGCAAAGAGAUGGAAGAAUAUAACACUGUAUGUCAUGUAUUGAAUGGGCUGUGUGCUUCCUCAAGUGAAGUUUUAAGUGUCUCAUCAUGCAUUGAUAUCAUGAUGCCUAAAGAGGCUUCUGGUUCUGCUAACUUGCAAACUGAAGAAGUGGUUCAAGGAGAUUUAAUAUCAUUACAGGGAAAAGUAGAACAUGUACAUUCACAUGUCUGUAAGGAGGGAAGAUGUAUGCUUGGUGAUGAGAAAUACAAUAUAUGUAUCCAUGUUUCUGAUAAUAAUCAUACGGUAUGUCUCCAUGGGUACUUAAGCAAAUAUUCUUCUCAUGUUGGAAUAGGACCGGGGGCAACAGUGACAUUCCACCGUGUCCUUUUGACACACGGGCACGAAUUAUUGUUAAUCCCCGUGACGUACAUUGAAGUUAUCUCCAUCAGCCAUGCUGACCUGAUUGAAGAAAGUGUAAUUUCACCACCCAUGUCUAAUUGCUUGAGAGAUGGUUCACUUAGCACAGUUUCGCCUUGUUUGUUCUUUCAUCGGAAGCAUUUUACAGACAACAGAACCAUGCAAUUCCACUGCAGGGUAGCAACUGUCCUAAUGCUGAUGUUGGACAAUUGUCCAAAUGACUUCCAAACUCCAGAAUCAAUUGACCACAGUAAAACACCAAAAGUAAAAGUUCGGCUUGCUGGUUUUAUUCUUGAUGAUGGAUCAUCCCUGUGCUGUUGCUGGGCUGAUGAUGCAAGGGCUGAAUUGUUGCUUAGACUGCAGGAAAUUGCACAUCUGGAUGCUUCUGUUAAUUUGAAGCUCUCAAAAGAUGGACGCAGCACAAACUUACAAAAUACCAUUGGUUCUUGCCUAGAAAAAAUGUUAAAGAAGCACACAAGUGUCAUUGUAAAAAACUAUGGAAUUCCUCCUGAUUUCUCUUGCCGAGACAUGGAGGUAUCUUCUGUUUUGGAUAAAGUCUUAAGUCGCUUGGAAGAGAAACUUCUGAAAUUUAUUAUCCUUAAUACUUGUUGGAAGGGAACUUUGGUGAGUUUAUCUAUCCAUUGAUUGUGAAAGCAUAUUUGA
Messenger RNA from Phragmites australis (common reed), 3816 nucleotides. Its product is annotated as CST complex subunit CTC1-like. The record is from RefSeq and is a predicted model, not a curated record. Gene Ontology annotation, molecular function: telomeric repeat DNA binding; single-stranded DNA binding. Lineage: Eukaryota; Viridiplantae; Streptophyta; Magnoliopsida; Poales; Poaceae. The transcript has 15 exons. Gene Ontology annotation, cellular component: CST complex. Gene Ontology annotation, biological process: telomere maintenance via telomere lengthening; positive regulation of DNA replication.